UGAUCUGGAGCGCAAAUUACUGUAGACUGGUGAGCAGAGCGAGGGCGAUUAGUAACGUCAGACUGAGUUGAUUUCUGUAACCUGGUUACUUUACCUCGUUUGGAUUUUUAGUUGUUGCCAAUGUGAAGGAAUUCAGAAUGAAGAAGUAUCUGAAUACUGUACUGGAUUGACCUGGGCAUCGUGUUGCAAUGAUGAUGUUACCGACACUGCCUCAGAUUUCAACACAAAGGUACAAGACACCACUUGACAGCCACAGCCUCUCUUCCUCUGGGAACUACCCAGAAGAAAACGACGAGACUGUGAGCAGCGACUCUGUCCUUGACACAUACUCCGAGACCUUCCCCAGCACCCAGAGCAGGUCGCCCAUAAACAUUCAGCAUCACAUGGCCGAUGGUGACCACCACAGAGUAGCAGGGGCACAGUCCUGUUACAACCCCUUUCGGCAAAGCGUGGCACAGCAUCUCCACAGCAAUUACCAGCAGCAGCAGCAGCAGAGCCACUUCCAUAGUCCCAUGGGAGAGUGCUCUAGCUGCUUAGACACGCAUGCCGGAACCUGGCCCAGCAUCAGCUUCAGCAGUGGAUGUGGCUCCAGCGGGGCUAACCCCAACAGUCUGGCUUCCUGCCCGCCCUCUGAACACUAUAUGAGCUAUCAGAGACAGGACUGCACCAGCCAGCCACAUGCCCCCUCUCCUGCUGUGGGCAGCUAUAGCCUCAGCAUUAGUCACCUGGAGCCGCCCUUGUCCUUGCAUUCCAUGCCCCCCACCGGGACCGCUAACCCCUUUGUGCAGCCGUACCCCUGCAGACCCCCAGCAUGCUGCCCUCAGUAUCCUGUCGAUGAGUACAGCAUGCAGCCUUCCCAUCCUCCUGGAUACUACCUCCCUCCACCAGGUCCCCCGUGCUGCAGACCUCCUGGAACUGUUACCACUCAGAGAGCACACACCACAACAGAACCCUCCAAAACAAAUGGCAUGUACAGCAUGCCUCUCCCUCUGGAACAGAGGAAGGUCUUUGUCACGUAUGAAGCAGACAGUGACAUGCACGUUCGCGAAAUCUUAAACUUUGUCUCUUUGCUGAGAGGGAAUGGAUUCGACACACAUAUUGACCAGUUUGAACAGCAGUAUAGAAGCAUAAGCAAAAUUGACUUCAUGGAAAAAUACAUCAGUGAGAAAGACUACUUGAUUAUUAUAGUAAUCAGCCCCAAGUAUUAUGAAACCGUCAAACCAUGUCAGUAUAUCAGCAUAAAGAAUGACGAGAGUGCCUUGCAUACAGUUUACAUCUACAAACAGCUACAAAAUGAGUACAUCCAGAAUGGCAGUAAAAAUUUCCGCUUCAUUCCUGUUCUCUUCCCUGGAGCAAAGAGGAGCCACGUCCCUUCCUGGCUGCAGAACACCCACGUGUAUCACUGGCCCCAAGACAUGCAAGACAUACUGCUGCGGCUGAUGCGUGUGGAGAAAUACAACCCCCCGCCCGUCGGGAAGCUCCCCACCAUCCUCUCCAAGCGCAUUUAGGAGCCUUGCUGGGGACCUGCGCGAAAAUACCGGUUCUGAUCAACUUCACUUCUGACAGCAUGUUGUUUUAUGAGGCUUCAGGUCUACGCAAUCACUGUUCUUUUAGUACAGUGGUUUUCAACCAUUUUAAAACUGUGCCCCGUUCUUCUUGAGGUUUCAGCUCAAGUACCCCUUUACAAUUUUCACUCUACUGAAUGGUGCCACAGUUGCAAUACAAGGCAGAAUAAUCUGAUUAACACAUUUCUUUUUUUCCUGUUUAUUUAAUAUAUAAAAUAUGUCACAACAGUUUGGGACUGACAAACUUCUGGUUUAGGACAGAAUGCCAAACAGUAAUUCUUAAAAAUCACAGGUCUUUGUCUUUGGACGCACAGAUUUGGGAAUCUCUUCACACAUAUUGGCAAAGUUAUAGAUAAUCCAAAAUAGUCUGCACUGUAAAUGUUUAUCAUGUUACCUUUUACUUCCCAUCUCAGCAUAACAACUGUGGCUCAUGACUUUUUUUAGACAGGUGAACCACAAAUCACAAAAUAGUUAUUACCAUCCCCACCAAGUGGCUGACGUACUAAAAGUAAAUUGACUUUGUUCAGCUGAUUUCGUAUGCCUCUGCUGAGAGCAUUUAUAUUUUCUAUAAAGACACAAAUACAAUAUCACAAAAUCUUUCAUUCAGCAUGAACAAGGCAGUUUGUCCUGCUGUGGCAAGAAAUUGGCAGUUUUAGAUCCAUUAAAAGAGGUAACCUUGCCUUAUUUACAGUAAAGAUCAAUCUGUCUUUCUUUAUGUUUGCCGGAGCAAAAAUGCAGAAAGAGUUGAAAACAGCAAAAUUCAUGAGCAGCACAGAGUGCUUUCCAUAGGCAGAAUCCCCAGACCCCUGCUUCACCCACCCUAAUAUCAGAGUGGAAUCAACUCAUACUCUACUUCUGAUACAUACUAAACAAAAAUGAAAUAUUUAUGCACAGUGGCUUAGAGAUAAUAUAUAACACAGUUUAAAAAAUCAGUUCAAGAUCAUUAUUUUCUUUUACUUUCAUUUGUAUUUAUUUUUUAUUUCUGAGUCGUGCUGCAUACCCCCUGUGACCCUUAGAAGUACCCCCAGGGGUGUACGUGUACACCCGGUUGAAAGCCCCUGUUCUGGAAGAAGGGUACGUAUCCACCUGGAAUGCCAGCUAUUUUCUUAGUGGAAUCAAACCACUUUUAGCUGUGGUGUGAUCGUUCCAAACAGGGAGGGUGUAUCGGGGAAUCAGAACAGGGGCAUUAGGCAAAGGUGUUCAUUUUCUCAUUCAAACUCUGCUGGACAGAUAAAUGCUUCUACUCAACACUAUCUUAACAUAAACUUGUCUGUGACGAAUGAAUCAGUUGUGUUUCAGAAUGAUGCAUCACUUAAAGGCAAACUCAGACUCAAACUCUUAAUUAGUAAACACAUGACUGUAAACUUCUGACCUGAUUCUAUUUAUCACAGGCUAUACCAAUACACAUGACUAGUACUGUAUUUAAUAUCAUUUUAACACACAACUUUCAACUGUGUUAGACUAAGGUCUAUUACCAAUACUAUAAAUAAAUGAAGUGCUACACUCUUAGUCGAUUACAUCAAGCUUUGAAUAUGAACCCUGUUUUUGUUAACUGUGUGACUGAAUGUACUUCAUGUGUUUUCUGUUUCACAAAGGGCUGACGUUUUCUUUGAUGCACACAAUCUCUGUAUAAAGCAAGGCUUGUCAAUGCAGCCGAUAAUGGGGCAUUUCCAAAUGAAUACGUUGCAUUACUAAAAUGUGUACUUAUCCUUCAUCUCUGUUCAUUUUUCAUGUUGAAAUAUGCUUUCUUUGAUUUACAAAAUAAAUAAACAAAUACAAUGAAAUAUAUUUUGUCAAACAUUUAAAAAAAAUCAGUUGAACAACUAAUACAAAACAACUUAAACAAUGAUAAGUGUAUGCUAACACUGCACAACAUUCCUAUGCACAACAUUCCUAUUUACCUACACUAGAGUUGCCGUUUGUUGUUCUUUUCUAGAGUUAGACAUGAAUGAAGCCAAAAGUUCCAGCUACCUCAAAACAUUAAAUAUAAAAAGUAUGACGCUUAAUAAAGAAACGUACAAUCCAACACAAUCCAGGAUGGGUGUUUACUGUAGCAUGUAUUUUCAAAACUGCCCUUGAGAGAUUUGCACAGAGAAUGGAAGUGCUUGACAAGAAUUAUUUCACUGGCCAACUCCUUUAGACAAAGCAUUGCCACACCAGUACUCCAGGUCUUCAAUGAACGAUAGCAGGGGCUUCACUAGCUAUAUAUAAGGAUCUGACAGGAAUAAAAACACUUCGUAUGUGUAUGAGAGGCAUGGAUAAAAAACUCUUUUUGAACAUUGUGACAGGGUACACCCCGCCUCUGUGUUCAUUUGUAUUUUUUUGUUGUAUUAUUAUGAUUUAAAUGUAUUCUUUGGUGUUUAAAAGCACAAUGUUUGUUACUGUUUUACAGCAUGGAUGGGGUUAAAAUUUCCCACCCAGCUAAGUGCCUAAUGUGGCCAUCUCCAAAUUAAUUAAGUAAUUCCCAGUUUGGAGAUGGACAUUAUAUCUAAAGAGCAGAUCAGCUGCUCAUUAGAGGGUGGUCGUUUGUUCAGAGCAGGAGGAACGUAAGAAGUCAGAUAUAAAAAUAACUAUUGCUGCUGGCUUGAAACCGGCAUGAUACUUGUUUUAUUUAGUGUAUGUACUGUUUUGUGUGUUUAUUUUGGCCACCAUGCUGUUUUGUUUUGAAGAAGUCCUCUGUUUUGUUUAAACCUUUUAUUUUGAUUAUUAAAGAAAGAGCGCAUUUGCAACUCAA
Messenger RNA from Acipenser ruthenus (sterlet), 4299 nucleotides. Its product is annotated as E3 ubiquitin ligase TRAF3IP2-like. The transcript has 10 exons. The record is from RefSeq and is a predicted model, not a curated record. The coding region runs from base 189 to 1508 and encodes 439 amino acids. Lineage: Eukaryota; Metazoa; Chordata; Actinopteri; Acipenseriformes; Acipenseridae. Gene Ontology annotation, biological process: positive regulation of canonical NF-kappaB signal transduction; humoral immune response.